AUGAGUCUCGAUGUUGUAUACACGAGCAUUCGUGGAUUUCUCAUUGUGUUACCAUGGGCCCUCGAAUUGGUCCUCAUGGACCUCAUAAUCUCUUUCCUCUUACCCGUCAGUUAUCUUUUCCCUAAUUGGGUAUACAAUGCGUCAUCGUUCGUCGCGUUUACAAACUGGAAUUGGAUACAAGUCAUUUUUGAGGUCUUCAAUGGAGGCAAGAUUACCAUUUCUGGCGACACUCUCCCGGAAGACGAAACCGCGAUUGUCAUUGCAAAUCAUGUCAGUUGGACCGACUUCUAUAUGAUUCAAGCACUUGCUAUCAGAGCUGGCAUGCUUGGAAGGUGUAGAUGGUUUGCCAAGAUUGAAUUGCGAUGGGUUCCAUUACUUGGUUGGGGAAUUUGGGGAUGGGACAAAAAAGAGUUGGAUCGAGUUUUUGCAGGAGUCGUAGUAAAAAAAUGGCCACAAUGGCUCAUCAGCUUUAGUGAAGCGACACGAUAUACACCCAAGAAAUACGAAGAAGCAAAAACAUGGUGUAAACAAAACAAUCGACCUCUCCCCAAGCACCUCCUGUAUCCGCGAACCAAAGGCUUCGUAACAACAGUGCAGCAUCUGCGAAAGGCUAAACACGUCAAAGCCGUUUAUGAUAUGACGAUCGCGUAUUCACAUCAUAACAAAUGGCAUCAAGCCCCAACCAUUUGGGAAUCUCUCAGUUGCGGUGACCUAAGCGGAAAACGAGGAUACAAAUUUCAUGUUGAUGUCAAGCGAUUUUUAUUGGAGGACUUGCCAGAGACUGACGAAGGAUUGGCAAAAUGGUUGGAAAGCAGAUGGAUAGAGAAAGGAGAAUACUUGGAAGAAAAGAGGGAAGAAUGGUCCAGAGUUGGUAACGGACAUAAGCCAAUUACGGCAUAG
Molecule: messenger RNA, 900 nt
Organism: Botrytis fragariae
Lineage: Eukaryota; Fungi; Ascomycota; Leotiomycetes; Helotiales; Sclerotiniaceae
Product: putative 1-acyl-sn-glycerol-3-phosphate acyltransferase protein
Exons: 3
Coding region: 1-900 (299 amino acids)
Cellular component (GO): endomembrane system
Molecular function (GO): 1-acylglycerol-3-phosphate O-acyltransferase activity
Source: RefSeq, a predicted model, not a curated record